Aedes albopictus (Asian tiger mosquito) is the source of this 971-nucleotide messenger RNA. Its product is annotated as N-terminal Xaa-Pro-Lys N-methyltransferase 1. The transcript has a single exon. Gene Ontology annotation, cellular component: cytoplasm. Lineage: Eukaryota; Metazoa; Arthropoda; Insecta; Diptera; Culicidae. The coding region runs from base 177 to 959 and encodes 260 amino acids. Gene Ontology annotation, molecular function: N-terminal protein N-methyltransferase activity. The record is from RefSeq and is a predicted model, not a curated record. Gene Ontology annotation, biological process: N-terminal protein amino acid methylation.
AGGGAACCGAGGGAACACGCAUCGCAUCGCGUUGUUAGUUGAUUUUUCAUCGUCCAUGGAGUUCAAACAGUGUUCUGUUCCACAAGUUCUUCGCGUUUGUGACUUUGUAUAAUAGCUCAUAUUUCAAUUUAUACGUUGAAACCAGGUUGAAACAAACAAAAACAGUGACCAAGAUAAUGGAAAGCAACUCCGAUCAACCCACCGAAGCUCAGGAAUCAAACAAUAAUGGAAAUGCAUGCAUCGACAACGUCGAGAACGAAGAACCUACUGUGGCCAACCCCAGCAGUCCAACCGAAAAGGACGACAAGUACUAUCAGGAUGCCAAGAAGUACUGGUCAAAGAUUUCCCCUACGGUGGACGGGAUGCUGGGAGGAUUCGGAAGCAUUUCGUUUACGGACAUUCGUGGAUCGGAGCAGUUCUUGAAGAAUCUGUUCAAGCUGAAACCGGCCCCGGGUCGGUUGCAGGCCCUGGACUGUGGUGCCGGAAUUGGACGAGUUAGUAAAAACCUCUUGAUGAAUUCGUUCGAACGGGUCGAUCUUGUGGAACAGGACGCUCAGUUUUGCGCCAAAGCGGAGAGUGAGCUGAGCCCGAGUGGGAAGUUGGGGACGGUGUACAACGUGGGGCUGCAGGAUUUUCGCCCCGAGGAGGACAAGUAUGAUGUGAUUUGGUCCCAGUGGGUGCUCGGUCAUCUGACCGACACCGACAUCGUGGAGUUUUUCUUCCGUUGCACGAAGGCACUGAAGAAGAAUGGCAUAAUGGUGAUGAAGGAGAAUUUUACCAAUACCGACGAGGUGGAGAUGGAUCGGCAGGACUCUUCGGUGACGAGACCGCUGCAGGUGAUGAAACAGCUGCUGACGAGGGGAAAUUUACGAGUCGUUAAGGAACAGAGGCAGAAGGACUUUCCGAAAGGAUUGUAUCCCGUGCACAUGAUUGCGGUGAGACCGAUAAUAAAUAGCUGAAAGCAAACAUGA